CGCAGGAAGAACAUUCGAGUUAUUUUGAAAUCCAGGACUUCUAAAUAAGGUAACAUUGUCCCGGAUGGUAGCGGGAGAUACUGUAGUAACUGAGGUAGUCAUUAGGGAAUCAAGAAGAGAUAAUCAAGACUUUAAAAGACUGAGCAGCAACAAUGGGUAACUUCACAAGCAAGCAUCUAGAAGAGGUUCUGAAGCCAACAAAAUCACAGGAAACACCCAAGUCGCAAGUUUUGCCCUUUGACCCUCGCUCACCAUCAGAUGACAUCACAAGGACACCGAUAGCUGUCUCAAACACCCCUGACAGCAGUAGUUCAGAGUCAACACCCAGAGAUGGAAAGGUCGUCAGGGUUUUGAAGCUUGAUCCUCGAUCUCCAAAUGUUGAGGUCAGUCGCACACCUAUUGUUAUUGAAACCAAUGAAACUCGGCGACGAAACUAUGCCCUAAAACCAUCCAAGCUUGCACAACUUGAUACUGAAAAUAAACUUGACAACAUGGAAGAUGAUGAAGAUCAGGAUCCAAGAUCACCUACCACCAAAGUGCCAAGAACACCCCUGGAAGAUAAAGUUCAUGUUUUUGAAGACUCACAGCCUGUGAAAGAAAACAAGGAAGAUAAUAGCAAAGAGGAAGAGGUAAAAGAUGAAAACCACAAAACAGAUCAAGAAAAUACACUUGUUAAAAAGCUCUUCAUUGAUGAGGGAUCUUCAGAAAAGCCAAGGCGGCCACUUGCCUCUGUCCAGAACACCACUGCUGGCAAGACCCCUCGUGGACUCAUCCAAGCCAAGCAGUGCAGGAAUGUUGAGGAGGAGUACAACAAGAACCACCAGCUCAUCCUCACACAGCUGACAGAUCAAGAGAAUACUGUGACAUCAAGCACACAGUUUGUAGAGAGUAUCUAGAGGCUGCUUCUUAUUAAGCUUUUCUUUUUCUCUUGUAUCUCCUCUGACUUGUUAUUAUUGGUAUUAUUUUAUUUGUAUUAUUAUUUAUUUCUCUUCCUGAGCUCUAAUGUAAUGAUGCACCAUUUUGUGCCUUCCUUUUUCUGUCACCUUGUGUUGUAAUGAUGGUUAAACAUGCAUAAGAAAUUAAUACAAUAACUAUGGUAAUAAUGUGUCAACUCAUCUGGUAAUGAGGCAGCAUGUAAAAGGCAGUAGAUUAGAUAUGAAGGCUUUAUAUUUUUUGUUACAUUAUUUCAUUCACAAAUUUGUAUUUCUGUUAUUAAAAAGGAGAAAUGUACUUACAUAUUUUCUUUUAAUGGGCAAUUCAAACUGGGAGAGACUUGUUAUUCUUUAUCAGAUUAACGUGAACUUUUGAAAAGUAUAUAUCAAUGUAUACAAAAUUGGAAGAUUUCAUGUAUAAAAGAAUUAAUUACUUUUUAUUUGGCAAUUAUGUAAAAAAAAAAAAAAAAAAAAAAAAAAAUUGGUUCUUCUUAUGUAUUUUUUUUUUUUCUUGGUUGUUGCUAUAUAAUGUGCCCUUUUUUUUUUAGUUGGUGCUUGGGUUUGUUUUCAUUUAUGCUUUUUAAUUUUAUCAUGCUGUUUGUAUAUGGAUUUAUUAUUAUUUUUUUUUUUCUUCCUUUUUUAGUUGCAAAUUUCCUUUCUUAACUAGUAGGCCUAUGUAUGGUUGUGCCAAGGAAAGAAACUAGUCCUCAACUAAUAUAACUUCUUUAGUCUAUCACCUGGAUCCUAAUAGUUCAUGUAUUGUAGGCUGUUUCUCUUUUAAUACUCAUGCUGUGGUAAGUGAAAUGUAAAUAUUUGGAAAUGUGAAUAAACUUUUCUUUGUUUAAAAA
This is a messenger RNA of Penaeus chinensis, 1780 nucleotides long. Its product is annotated as cell division cycle-associated protein 3-like. The transcript has 6 exons. The record is from RefSeq and is a predicted model, not a curated record. Lineage: Eukaryota; Metazoa; Arthropoda; Malacostraca; Decapoda; Penaeidae. Bases 153 to 896 code for a protein of 247 amino acids.